Messenger RNA from Rhizophagus irregularis DAOM 181602=DAOM 197198, 1224 nucleotides. RefSeq lists its product as uncharacterized. The record is from RefSeq and is a predicted model, not a curated record. Lineage: Eukaryota; Fungi; Glomeromycota; Glomeromycetes; Glomerales; Glomeraceae.
AUGGGUAAAAAUAUCGUCGUAUUGUGUGACGGCACUUGGAAUAGUAAAAAUUCAAGAACUAACGUUUAUGCGUUAUACAGAGAAUUAAUACUUGGGCAACAACAUGUCAGGUACAUAAAUGGAGUCGGAAUUGGAGAAUCGGCCUUGGGUUUUAUAAUCGAUGGUGCUGUAGCUCUAAGCCUUGAUACUAAAAUAAAAGAGGGUUAUAAAUAUAUAGUUGAACACUAUAAACCUGGUGACGAUAUAUGGCUUUUUGGUUUUAGUCGUGGUGCCUAUACUGUGAGAUGUAUUGCUGGAAUGAUAAGAAAUUGUGGAAUAAUAAAAGUAGAUCGAGAUAUCACAUCCGAGCAAGUUGACGAACGUGUUGAUCGUGCUUAUCAUAACUACCGUAAUAGAGAUAAGAUUUACCACCCGGAAGGAACUGGAUCUGACGAAUUCAAAAAAAAAUUCAGUUAUCCUGACUCUGAAAAACCAGUCAUUAAAUUUCUUGGACUUUGGGAAACUGUUGGUGCUCAUGGUUUACCUGUAUAUGUAGUUGGCGAAGGUUUCAAAUAUUUAGAAUUUUACGAUCAAGUCGUACCCAAUAUAGUUAAUUUUGCGUGUCAAGCUUUGGCUAUUCACGAAAGAACUUCUUUUUUUGAACCUUGUCAUAUAUAUCCAAAUAGUUCCGGUACCGUAACUGUCAAAGAGACUUGGUUUCCUGGUAUACAUAGUGAAAUAUGUGGUGGAACUUAUUUAUCAUUUGGAGGUAACGAAAGAAUAUCAAAAGCAACUAUGCUAUGGAUGAUAGAACAUAUUGUACAAAUUGGAGGUUUGUUAAUGCGAGAUGAUCUUGAGGGUUAUCGUACUCGAUUCUCUCCAUAUUACGGACCUUCUUGGAACCUUAAAAAUUUAAUAUUCGAUAAUGGCAACGCUCUUAUCCCAAUGCUGCUUAAAGACAGGACUAUUCCUUUAGAAUUAGAUCCUAUUAGUAAAAAGUUUUUAAGAAAAGAUUUACUUUAUAGAGAUAGUGACUGGUUACUUCUAUUUGGUACUAGGACCAAUCUGCAUACUCAUUAUGGUUCGAAUACGUAUGAAGAGUUGCGUAAAAUUAUGGAAACGAAGAGAAUCAUGCUAUAUAACAAUAUAAUAUACGACAAGGUUGCAAACGAAAAGAGCGAAAAUAUAUUUGAGUGGCUCGUUUAUAAUAUAACAUCACUUAGGAUUAUGAGUUAUUUUUAUUAG